CUCUCUUUCUCAGAUCUUUGUGGCGGCUCUUCUUCAAAAUUGGAUCGGCCUCUCCCUUUCUCUCUCUCUCUCCCUAUCUUGGAAUCGAUCUGAUGCCGUCACGGUCCCCCGACACAAUUAUAUACAAAAGCAAACACCCACUUUACUUUUAACACUUCAAUAGUGUUCCGUGUCCCUCUGCUGGUUCCACUCCCACCUUAAGCCCACCCAUCACUCAAAUCAACCUCCUCUCCUUCCCUAAACCAAAAAUCCCGAUAUCCUCUCUCUCUCUUCUCUGGGUUUCUAGGGUUAAGGCAUCAACGAAACGAUGUCGUCAGAGAGGAAGAUAACUCUGAAGAGCUCGGACGGCGAGACGUUCGAGGUGGACGAGGCGGUGGCUUUGAUGUCUCAGACGAUAAAGCACAUGGUGGAGGACGAUUGUGCCGACAACGGGAUCCCGCUGCCCAACGUCACCAGCAAGAUCUUGGCGAAGGUCAUCGAGUACUGCCGGAAGCACGUCGAGGCCGCUAAGCCCGAAGAACGCGCCUCCGUCGAUGAAGACCUCAAGGCUUGGGACGCCGAAUUCGUCAAGGUCGACCAGGCCACGCUCUUCGAUCUCAUCCUGGCUGCGAAUUAUUUGAACAUAAAGAGCUUGCUGGACCUGACUUGCCAAACAGUGGCGGACAUGAUCAAGGAAAAAACACUCGAGGAGGACCCGCGGAACUGGGCUCGGCUGGCCUGCUCCUGCACCAAAUUCAACCUCCAAAUGUCCAGGCUCCUAUUGCGGCUCAAAGUCAAAAUCAGGUACAAGCCAAUCAACAGGUGCAAGUGCCUCUGUAUCAGCAGCCCCAAAUUCGCCAACCUCUCCUUGCCGUCACGAUCCUCCCCUACUCACUCGCCCAAGCUCCGCCGCCGGCCUCCGACUCCUGCAACGGCGUUUUCCUGUCGUACGCCUACACCACCGGAGCCCAGCUCCCGCCUGAGGUCAAAAAACCGGUCCCAGCAGCCCUACCGGUUCGAGUCGGUGCUUACGGUGCUCAACAACGGGCUCGACGAUCUCAAGUCGUGGAGGGUGUUUGUGGGGUUUACUAACAAUGAAUACUUGGUCUCUGCCUCCAAUGCCGUUUUGGCCGACGGGGGUAGCAUUCCUGUGAGUGUGGGAAACGGCACCGUUUUUGCUGGGUAUCCGAUGACCGAUCUGAAAACGGCUGUUAAGACGGCGGGGGACUUGACCCAGUUCGGUAUGGCCCCACCCAAAGUUCCCAUGCCUUCCAAUCUUACUUUGGCCAAUGAUGGCCAAUGAUGGGUUCGUCUGCCCAGCGGCUGCAAUGCAAGGGACCCAUGAAAUGUAAGUCUGUUGCACCGUAGACACAAAAUUUAAAACAAACAUCACCGUUGUCCCUCUACCCAUAUUUUUCUUCACCUCCACUGUUGCGGCAUCGUCCGAUUCAUCAUCAUCAUCACUUGCGAGACCCGGGGAGUUGGGUGUCUUGAGAAAUUCUUUUCGAUUUUAUCCUUGCUAUCUCUACCGCAACGGAUGAGCUUGAAAGGUGGGAAAUGGAUGCAUACUACGGUGAUAGCUGCCAUUGGGGUGAAUAAGCAGAGAACGCAGAGAGGCUUCAGUGGUGGAGGAGCAAAUGGAGCUCAAACUCCAACAGUAGCUUGUUCGCUGCCCGUCAACGCCUCCACCGAUUGCAGCAGCAACCAUCCUUGCCGUCUUUGCCGACGUCAACUCCUCCCGCGGAGUGUUCCUUCUUCAUCUCCACCAAUGGAGACAUUUGCAGCACUA
Molecule: messenger RNA, 1768 nt
Organism: Pyrus x bretschneideri (Chinese white pear)
Lineage: Eukaryota; Viridiplantae; Streptophyta; Magnoliopsida; Rosales; Rosaceae
Exons: 1
Coding region: 308-1282 (324 amino acids)
Biological process (GO): SCF-dependent proteasomal ubiquitin-dependent protein catabolic process
Cellular component (GO): cytoplasm; nucleus
Molecular function (GO): cullin family protein binding
Source: RefSeq, a predicted model, not a curated record